AUGGAUCCCCAUUCUACCGUGCUACAACAUCCUUACUACAUAUACCUUCGAGACGAGUCCCAAUUAACUCAAGUCCAUCACGCAUUGCAAAUUGAUGAAAGCAAGAACAAGGUCUCGUUAACUGGAAACACACUUUCUGGCGAACACAAGAUUGCAAAGCAUCCGGUGAUUUUUUCCAUGGUGGAACAUUUGGAGAACUCCAAUGAAUUAAAUGAGAAUAAGCUGACUGCCAUUUUUCACUUAGGUUCGGAAGUGUGUGGGCAUCCAGGAAUUGUCCACGGAGGAAUGCUGGCAACGCUUCUGGAUGAAAAUUUGUGUCGCUGUGCAUUUCCUUUGUUUAGUGGUAAGAUAGGGGUUACUGCGUCAUUGAAGAUCGAUUACCGAAGUCCAACACUGGCUAAUAGUUUUGUGGUUCUAAAGGCGUGGACAACGUCCAAGAGCGGUCGCAAGGUACACGUCAAAGGUAUCAUAGAAACGCUGUCUAUGAAUUCGGAUGCCCCUAAGCUGCUUGCAGAGGCCGAGAUGCUUGUCAUUGAGCCACGGUGGGCCGAUAAAUUAUCCUGA
Messenger RNA from Komagataella phaffii GS115, 564 nucleotides. RefSeq lists its product as uncharacterized. The transcript has a single exon. Lineage: Eukaryota; Fungi; Ascomycota; Pichiomycetes; Pichiales; Pichiaceae. The record is from RefSeq and is a predicted model, not a curated record. Bases 1 to 564 code for a protein of 187 amino acids.